AUAUCGCGCUGAGUGCGCCGGGUUGAGUGUGUGUCAGGAUUGAUGGAGGUGGAGGGGUGUGCUCGUGGGGUGGCUGCGCGCUUGUUGUGAGGCAGAUUAGACCACGGUAGGAAUUGGAGUCCCCUGAGGUCGUCAAGAGGGAAGGUAAAGGGGAGCCUGUGGAACGUCGCCGACCUGACCGGACCUGGCAUGCCGAUGCUGGAGAUGGACGCCAGCAUGGCCAGCGUGGGCAGCCGGAAGCGGGCUGGCAAGCACUACACGGUGGAGGACGAGGCGCUGGACAGGAUAGCCAAGGAGUCGGAGGCGCGGCUGGCGGCCCGGCGCCAGGCGCGGGCAGAGGCGCGCGAGAUCCGCAUGCGCGAGCUGGAGCGACAGCAGCGCGAAGCUGAGCUCAAUGGCGAGAAAAUGGACGACUUCGCAGACGUGCCGACGCGCCCGUCGCCGUCGGUGGCGGCCGCGCGGACUCCACGCGGCCCCAGCGUGGGCUCGGCGGUGGGCCGCCGCAGCAGCGAGGACUCGGCCGAAGACGGCUCGUCUGCUGGCGGCUUUCACCUGCGCGACGUCAGGCACGAGCUGCGUGAGCUAGAGGAGAAGCUGCGCAAGACGAUGGUCACCUCAGCCCAGCUGGAUAACGACAAGUCGACGCUCAACUACCAGGUGGAGCUGCUCAAGGACAAGCUGGAGGAGCUGCAGGAGUCGCACACCCAGCUGCAGCGAGAACACCGGACCCGCUGCAGUGAGCACGAACAAUUGAAGCGGGUAUCUAACAGGCUAAAGGAAGACUUCGAAUGUUGCAAAAAGCUUCUGGAGGAACGCGACAAGUUAAUAGAGGAGAACGGUCUGGUGCUGGUCGGGGACGACGAGGACGAGGGGUCGGAGUCGGAGGCACCUGCUGCCGGUCAGCGGCCGCAGAAGGCGCUCGUCUCGCAUGGUGCGGCUCAGCUGCUGGACAAGGCCGGUGGCGGCACGCUCGACAGUCGUCUGCGACGUCUGGGGGAGGAGAAGAAUGAGCUGGAGGACCAGCUGCGCCGACUGAAGCUGGAGCUGGAGGAGGAGCGGCACAUGAACGCGCGCGCCCGCAUCUCGGGCACCGGCUCCGGCGCCGAGUCCGACCAAGUGCAGCGGGAGGUGGCCAGACAAGUGGGCGAGUACAGAUUCAAGCUGCAGAAGGCUGACCAGGACAUCACCAACCUGCAGACGGCCGUGCAGCGACUGGAAAACCAGGUGGCGCGCUACAAGUCGGCGGCGGAGACGGCCGAGAAGUCCGAGGAGGAGCUCAAGGGAGAGAAGCGCAAGCUGCAGAGAGAGCUUCGAGAAUCCCUGACCCGCGUGGACGAACUAGAAACCACGAACAGCCACCUGCAAAAGCGUCUAGACAAGCUGAAGAACGCGCGGUCCACGCUGCUCAAAGACCUCUCGACUGAGUGAUAGUGGCGACAUCUGUGGCACUGGAGGUGCCUGCGGACAACAUGGUUCGUGCGACGGUGGGCUGGGCGCUGCUGCUCAGAAGGGCCGUUCGUUGCCUUGGCUCUGACUGCUGUCCGCUGACGCACAGCGCGCCAGCUGCGGUGCGGCGCGACCCAGUGCAUCCGGGGUGGGCGUGCGUCCUCCGAGGGCUCGAGCUGACCGAGUGAGUCCGUCCUCUGAGGACGCCAGCUGACCAAGCGCGUUCUCCGAGGACUCGGGCCAAUCGAGCGCGUGCUUCGGGGACGCCGGCCGAUCGAGCGCGUCCUCCGAGGACUCGGUCCUGAGCGCGUUCACCCUCUGUGGACCUCGGCGGACCGAGAGCGUACACCGAGGACCGGCCAACCGAGUGCGUUCUUCGAGGACUCCGACCGACCGAGUGCGUCCUCUUUGGAGUCCGGCCGACCGAGCGCAUCCUCCGAGGACCCGGCGGCGCACAGAGCGACUUCUGUGAUAGACGCCGAGGGAGCGGAGCUGAAGUGACGUCUGGAAGGAGCGGACGCGGCGCGACGGUCGGCGCGCGUUGUAACUAGUGCCAAAGCGAGCGGCGGAUGGGCGGCUGGGCCCCUCGCAGGCUGGCGGCGCUCAGGUCCACUGCGCGGCACUCGGUGCGUGUGUGCGUGUGUGGUGUGUGUGUGUGCGUGUGCGUGUGCGUGUGCUUUUGUAUGUGCGUGUGCACUCUUUCUGCUCUUCUUGAUGUUGCUUGAGCUUUAACAAGUGCUCAAAAGCAGACCACCCUUCUGAACGCACUACUCGGGCGAACAGCGGUGCGAUUGUGUGCUUUGCUCGGAUCAGAUCGGUGGGGUGGUGUGCACUUCCACUGAGCAGAGCUACGCUAAUCAUUUGACUGCAAAUCUGCGACGUCUCUGUGUUGAAGCCUUUGGCGCUGCGCUGGGUUAUAUUCGUCGCCUCCAAAGUGAUUGGGUGCACCAAUGCGAGUGCCUCCCCACCCUCCAUAUGUUGUCAGUGCGGUGUUGCCUUUGGAAGGCGCCUGACAGUACCGGAGAGUCCGCGUGGGCCGUCAACAGCAGGCGGACACGGCGCCGCUGCCGGUGGUGCCGUGCCCAGCUCGUCCGGCAGCUUCCUGGUCGCCUCGCGCCACUUGGACCCACUGGCGCCACGUAACGACAGGGCCCCGGCUCCUGUUCAUGCUGGCUACGACGUAUGCAGCAUGUGAGCUGUCGGGACCCUGCGGAGUAGUGCACUCAGUUUCGGGGCGUCGAUGCUAUUUGUUUGUGAGAUGGGCUCACGUGAUGUUAUUGCGUCCGUCGUGGGGAUGGCAUGCACAUAGUUGCAGCGCGUGAUGCUCUUCCCAGUUUUGUUACGCAUUAGCUGAUUUGUACUGAGUAUUAAAUUAGUAGCUCGUUGUACAUUCUGUCUAUUGUAAUAUAAGUAACUGAGACAAAACGGCGUUUAAUGCGUGGUGUGUGUUCGACUAUAUAUUUACUGAUAUCAGGGGAUGGCGGCACCUCGAAUAAAUCCAGCUCACCUGUCG
Molecule: messenger RNA, 2959 nt
Organism: Pollicipes pollicipes
Lineage: Eukaryota; Metazoa; Arthropoda; Thecostraca; Pollicipedomorpha; Pollicipedidae
Product: leucine-rich repeat flightless-interacting protein 2
Exons: 11
Coding region: 190-1428 (412 amino acids)
Biological process (GO): regulation of DNA-templated transcription
Source: RefSeq, a predicted model, not a curated record